Colletotrichum phormii is the source of this 459-nucleotide messenger RNA. RefSeq lists its product as uncharacterized. The transcript has a single exon. The record is from RefSeq and is a predicted model, not a curated record. Lineage: Eukaryota; Fungi; Ascomycota; Sordariomycetes; Glomerellales; Glomerellaceae. The coding region runs from base 76 to 234 and encodes 52 amino acids.
UUCUAGCCGUCAGCUAUGCAGGAGUUCGAGAGGACAUUUGAACGACUCCGCGAGCGACUAUAGAUACUUCUACAUAUGCUUAGCGGGCAGCCGGUGCGGGCGAGCGAGCUUGUAGGUCUACAGACGGUCAAUACGGUCAACAGGAGCGUCCGCAACAUAUUAGUAUAUAAUAAAUAUUAUGCUUCGUUACGGCGUACUAUAAAGGGUACCGGACGACAGGCCAGGCGAAGGUGAUCCACCGCUAUCUGCCGAGGGAGGUCGGCGAGCUCGUCAUAUGGUAUCUGUGGCUCAUCUUGCCAUUCUGGCAGGAGGUGCAGGGCAUCAUGUACGAGGCCAGCGGAUACAGCGCGUUCUUAUGGGCAGACGACAUUAUUCGGCAGAUGGACCCGGAAGAAAGCAGGACGGCAGCAGUGUUGGAAGAACGGAGGGAUAACACAAACGUCAGGGAUAGCAACAAUC